AUGAAGGACAUUUUCACUUAUGAGUCAUUCCGCGUUAUGGAAGGAACAACAGUUUCUGUUAAAUCCAGAACUGUUACAGUUUCAGGGAAGUUUGGCCAGGUUACAAGAUCCUUUAACCAUUUACCAGUAGAUAUUAAGUUAUGUGGUAAUGGUAAAGUGGUUAGAAUUGAAGUAUGGUUUGGCACUCCACGUCAUCAAUCGGCAAUUAAUACUGUUUGCUCAGCAAUUAAAAAUAUGAUGGUUGGUGUAAUGAAAAAGUUUGAGUAUAAGAUGCGUCUUGUUUAUUCCCACUUUCCAAUUAAUUCAAAUAUUUUAAACAACGGUAGUUUGAUUGAGAUCAGAAACUUUUUGGGAGAGAAGAGAGUUAGAACUGUUAAGAUGCUUCCUGGGGUUGUUGUUGAGAAAUCUAAUGCCGUUAAGGACGAGUUAAUUAUUACAGGUACUGAUUUAGAGCUUGUAUCUCGUUCUGCAGCUUUGAUUCACCAAUGCGCUCUUGCAAGAAAUAAGGAUAUACGUAAAUUCCUUGACGGUAUUUAUGUUAGUGAAAAGGGUACCGUUGUUAAGGAUGAGUAA
Molecule: messenger RNA, 573 nt
Organism: Cryptosporidium ubiquitum
Lineage: Eukaryota; Apicomplexa; Conoidasida; Eucoccidiorida; Cryptosporidiidae
Product: 60s ribosomal protein l9
Exons: 1
Coding region: 1-573 (190 amino acids)
Biological process (GO): cytoplasmic translation
Cellular component (GO): cytosolic large ribosomal subunit; ribosome
Molecular function (GO): rRNA binding; structural constituent of ribosome
Source: RefSeq, a predicted model, not a curated record